Messenger RNA from Alosa alosa (allis shad), 2955 nucleotides. RefSeq names its product serrate RNA effector molecule homolog. The annotation marks the transcript as partial. Gene Ontology annotation, molecular function: nucleic acid binding. Gene Ontology annotation, cellular component: nuclear body. The transcript is spliced from 15 exons. Gene Ontology annotation, biological process: primary miRNA processing; mRNA processing. The record is from RefSeq and is a predicted model, not a curated record. Lineage: Eukaryota; Metazoa; Chordata; Actinopteri; Clupeiformes; Clupeidae.
UUUCUGGUGUCCUGUGUUGUUGUGUUGCUGGCGUCCUGUGUUGUGUUGCUGGCGUCCUGUGUCGGCAGGUUUGGUGGCUCCCCUGAUGGCGCCCCUGGCCGCCCUCCCACGGGGCUGCAGAGCUUUAAGGAGUUCCUGCUGCGUCUGAACCCGGCAGUUGGGGAGGUGGACGCGGUCAGGUGCUACAAAGAAUACAAAAUGGCCUUCAGCAGGCAGCAGAUGGAGGCCUUCUUCCUGGCUCACCGAGACGAGGAGUGGUUCCGUCUGAAAUACCACCCAGAGGAUAUUGAACGUCGGGACGCUGAGACCCAUGAUGCAUUGCAGAAGAGACUGGAUGUUUACAUGUAUCUCAGGGGAAAGGGCUGGUUCGAUAAUAUCUCCCUGGACAUUCAGCAAGCCUCAGCCAUCAUAAAGGUGUUAGAUGCAGUCCAGAUAAGGUUUGAAGGGGGAACAGGGAAUGACCUGCGGGCUCUGGAGACGCCGGGCAAGGGAGAGAAGGAGAGAGGGAUGGAGAGAGAGAAGGAGGGAGGAAAGGAGAGAGGGAAGGAGACACCUCCAUCUGAGCCCCAAAAGCAAGAGGAGGUACACACUGUAGAUGCAGAGCAUAGACUUGCACCCAGGGCAGAGAAGCAGGCCAGGAAAAGGAAGCACAUUGAUAAAGUCAAAGUCAGUGAGUUUAACUCCGCCUCCGUCUCGCGUCCCUCGGACCAAUCAGCUGAGAGGGAAGCAGACAGGAAGAGAGAAAAGGAGAACAUGUUGCAUAGAGAGUUGACGGAGAAGAAGGACCAGGAGGAUGACAAGGAGAACAGAGUAGCGAUGAAGAGAUGCAAUGAGGAGACGGAGGACAGGAAGAUGGAGGAGAAGAUGGGGCAGGGGAGGCCAGAGGAGGAGAAAGGAGGCGCAGCUUCAUUCCCAUGCCAACUCCACAAGACCCGAUCCCUGUUCAUGAGGAACAUCCCCCCGACAAUCUACAAGGAGGAGAUUGUGAAUCUGUGUGUGAAGUACCCUGGCUUCAUGAGAGUGUGUCUGUCCGAGCCGCAUGCUGAGUACAGGUUUUUCAGACGUUGCUGGGUGACUUUUGACCACUUGGCAAACAUCCAGGACAUCUGCUGGCAGCUACAGAACGUCAGAUUGCGUGAGUAUAAGCUGUCUCCAGUGGUCCAUCGUGACCUGUGUCGCCGCGUGCGGAUGGCUAACGGCAUCACGCAGCACAGGACGCUGAUGCAGGAGCACAUCAGCCUGGCAGCGCAGCUCAUCCGCAGCCUGGACAGCAGGUGGAGCGUCUGGGGAGGAGACCAGGAUAAGGGGAACCCUGUCCUGAAGAACGUCUCAUAUCACCUGAUCGAGGAGGUCAGUGCGGAGGAGGAGGAGCUAACGGGACGCGUUGGCGCGGCCAUCCCACAGAGCGAGGUCACCGUGGAGAGAGACAACGGGCUGGUCAAGGUGCUGGAUGGUCUGCUUCUUUACCUGCGUGUUGUCCACUCAGUGGACUUCUACAACGCCUGCCAGCACUCCACAGAGAACGAGAUGCCCAGCUGCUGUGGCUCUGUUCACGUGCGAGGGCCUGUACCACCCAACAGGGUGCCCACCCUACACAUGUUGGAGUGGCAGAAGAAGUUUGAGGUCAAGUUGAGGUCGUUGUUUUGGCCGAGGGAGACUCUGAGCGAAGACGAAGUGGGGAAGUUGGGCCGCAAGCACCCCGCUCAGGAAGUGGACAAGUUCGUCCGAGCAAACACACGCGAGCUGGACAGGGAGAAGUGGCUGUGUGUCCUCUGUGAGAAGAAGUUCAAGGGCCCUGAGUUUGUCCGUAAGCACCUCCUCAGCAGACAUGGGGAGCAGGUGGAGGAGGUGAGGAAGGAGGCGGCCUUCUUCAACAACUUCCUCAUGGAUCCCAAAAGGCCCGCCCUCCCAGAGAUGAGGUCUCCGCCCCCCAUGCCUUCUAGGCCAGGACAGGCUGGCCCCGCCUUCUCUCAUCAGUGUGGGUGGAGCUUCAACCAGCCCAGCCCACCUUUCAUCGGCUACGAGAGAAGUCCUUUCCCCCCAAAUGAGUAUGGAGAUGGGGGACACUUCGGCUGGUUCAGAGGAGUCCCCCACAGAAAACCCCAGCAGAAGAGAGUAACCCACCGGGAGCCUCGUAAGGUGACCAGAUACUGUGACCUGGACGCUCCUGAUGCGGGAGCCUCGUAAGGUGACCAGAUACUGUGACCUGGACGCUCCUGAUGCGGGAGCCUCGUAAGGUGACCAGAUACUGUGACCUGAACGCUCCUGAUGAAGACUUCUUUUAAGAGAGGACGGCAAAGCACUGGGAAUAUAGCACACACUGGAACACACCAUCAGUGUCCUUUGUGUGUGUGUGUGUGUGUGUGUGUGUGUGUGUGUGUCCUGUGGUGAGAGAGAUUGGAGCACAGGUCUGUUUGUCUGUGUAUGUGUGUGUGUGUGUGUGUGUGUGUCCUGUGGUGAGAGAGAUUGGAGCACAGGUCUGUUUGUCUGUGUAUGUGUGUGUGUGUGUGUGUGUGUGUGUGUGGAAUUGAAUGUAAAUAUAUUUGAAUUUAAAUGUUCUAUUUAGAUUUUAAACAGAUGGUUACAGGGUAAACUGUAUGUAGAAUCUGCCCCUUUGUUCACUGUUCACUGGUUUGAGGCCUCAGUGCUGGGGCUGGACACACUGAUAUCUAACCAGAUAAUGCAUGUGAUUCAUGCUGUAGGAUUGCUAAAACUACAGAUCCCACAAUGCACCACCAGUAUAUUGUGGAUUCUUUGCUAGUACAUUUGUACACCUAAAUGUUGCUAGCGUGGUAGGUUAAUUGUAUAUCUCAUGUUCUUUUUCUGCCUGUGUUAAUAUGAGUGUUACAGUGUUGUUAUUGCUGUUGUUGUUUUAUUGCUCUUUAUUGUUUGAUGAAUGUAAGUUGUAUUAUUCUCUUCCCUGUUUUAGACCAACUGUGGACUUAGGCUAUCCAC